CUAUAGAGUUCUUGACGAGCACAAGGCCAGAGCCGACGUGGUCUUGCUUGCGGCUGCGAAGAAGAAAGCUCGUCAGUUGCAGUACGAGGUGCGCUGGGUUGCCGUCUCGCAGUACUACCACUACUACCUGCACCAAAAGAUGACCAAAACUCAAGCGCAGAAGCUACGACUUACCUUGAGCAAGGAGCAGUUCAUGAUGGUUGUUCCUCGUUGGUGCUAUGGAAGGCAUGACGGAUGGGCGAGUUUGGUGGAUAGGUGGCUCGGCGCCGAUGCAGAGUUUGCUGCCAAGAGCAUCAAGGCCCGGGCUAACCGUGGAGACGACGGGACACACGGCCAAGGAAACAGGAACCACUGGGGCUUCAAGGCCAUGAAGGAGGACAAGUUGAAGAGGCCGCUCUCAGACAUGGAGUCGUGGAAGCUGGCCCGCGAGCGGAGUCAUCGCAAGGAGGGCGAGAGCCAGUACUACGGCAAGACCGAGGAGCACCUGGGGUCUUACAUUCAUCACUAUCAGGAGUUGCAUCCGGAUGUUCCUGUUGCUGAGGUCGCCCAGUCUCAGAUCGACGACACGGCGGUGGUGGCCAUCCAGGGGAAGAAGAAUGGCCGGUAUCCGUGUUUCGAUGGCUUGAUCACUCCUUCGAUCUCGUACACACGGCUUCGGGCUAGCAACCCGAGCCAGUUAGAGAGUACGGGGCGUUCACAGACUCCCUUAGCCCGCCAGCAUGCUGCAUAUAAGGAGUUUGUCGAGCAUAGGAAUCUCGAGGUGCGGGAGUACUUGAAACGAGUGAAGGCAAACGAUGAUUACAACCGUCAGAUGAUGACGGCUAUGUUGGCGUCUUGGACUAACCGCACGGAUCCACCACAAAUGGGACCCCCACCACCACCUGCGGGAGAACCCCCACACGUGCCCACGUUCGAUGAAUGGGUGGCACUAGGCAGCGAUGGUUCGGGGACCGGUGGCUCGACUCCUGCUCCGUCGACCCCAGUCACUCCGAUCUGGCAGAGUGGUGGUGGUCGCGAUGACGGUUUUGGCGGAGGUGGUGCUUUUGACGGAGGUGGUGGUGGUUAUGGCGGAGGUGGUGGUUUUGGCGGGGGUGCUCUUGCUUGA
Messenger RNA from Triticum urartu, 1105 nucleotides. NCBI's taxonomy places the organism in Eukaryota, Viridiplantae, Streptophyta, Magnoliopsida, Poales, Poaceae. The record is from RefSeq and is a predicted model, not a curated record.